AAAAAAAAAAAAAAAAAGCAAAUAGAGGAAGAAAGCAAUACAAGUCCUUUUUUUUUUUGGUAGUCCAAUAUUACUUUAUUCUUACAGAAAGUAUCAAAUUGAUAAAACCCACAUUUAUAUAAAGUUGAUUUCCUUUAAAUAAUAAUGAAGUAGUAAAUGAGAGAAAGAGAGUAAAAAAAAAAGUAGGAUGAGUCAUGUAUUCGAAGACAAAACAUUUACACGUUUUGUAUACUGUGAUAAUUGUAAGCAGUUAUUAUGGGGAUUAAAGAAACAAGGUGUUGAGUGUAAAGAAUGCGGCUAUAUUUGUCAUCGAAAAUGUCAAUUAUCGGCAUCUGUUUGCUCUUCAGCUAACUUGAAUGAAUUCUUAAAUGAUUCAAGUCACCCAGACUCACUCGCAGAGAAUUAUCUUCGUCAAUUAUCACAUAAAGUAGGUUCUGACCGUAGUUCGAUAAUAUCCUCAACAGCAACAUUGAAAAAAUCAAAACAGCAACAUAUUAACGUUAACAAGUCAAAUGUGUAUAAUUCUACAUUAGAUCAUAUUAAAGCUAUAGCAGCUUCAGAUAAAUUACAUAACAUAUUAGCAGAAGCGGCUUUAGCAGAACAACAAAUUCCCGUAAAUGCUUAUUUGGCAAAUCAAGCAGCACUUAAUCCACAAAUUACUGCUAAAAACUUUACUCGAUUCGUAUCUCGUUGUGGACCUGUGUUUGCAUUUCGAGACGAAUUAUUACUAUUACUAAGCUGGAAGAAUCGUACUGAUACCUUUGUGUCUUUGAUCAUCUAUUGCAUUAUUUGCUUAUAUCCAAAGUUAUUAUUCUUUAUUCCUCAACUAUUACUUUUGUACUUUAUCGUAGUUAGCUAUCCAAAAAGCAAAACAAAUAAAGUAUCGUCUUUCAACACUAUGGAUAAUAAAAAAGAAACCUUCAAAGAUUAUAAUAAUAAUGCAAUAGAUAUAAAGUCAGCGACUCAUAGUCACACCGAUAAUGAAAAACCCAUACUACUCAAAGAAGAAGAAGAAGAAGAAGAAGGAAAAGAUGCUGCUGCUGCUGCUGCUUAUAAAAAAAAGCAAGAUAUACCUCCAUUGUUUUCUUUUAAUUUUUCAACUUUAUUUCAGCCUGCAUCUGAUGAAUCACCCGAGUAUUUACGUAAUCUUCAAAAUUUACAAAAUACAAUGGGUGAAUUUAGUGAUAUUUAUGACUGGAUUGUCGAGAAAUCCGAUUAUUUCAACUGGUCAUCCGAGACGAAAACAAUCCGUAUUCUUCAGUUAAUUUUGUUUCAAAGUUUUGUAUUUGGAUUUGUACUUUAUUGUGUUCCUAUUAAUUACCUCUUUUUAUUUUUCGGUUUAAUUGUAUAUGGACUCAACACUCGAUUUGCAAAAUAUGUGAUAAAGGAGACUAAGCCUUACAUGAUUCAAUUUGGGAAAAAGAAUGCUAAGGCUUUAAUGGAUUGGUAUAUUGAACUUGAAGAUCAACUAGAGCAACAAGAAUUACUAAAAGAAAUUUCUGUAUUUGAAAACCAAAAGUGGUGGGCAAUGCGUGGUUAUUUGCAUGAGAUGGCAAAAGAUGAAAGAUCCUCUUGGUCAGAUUUUACAGGCACUGUCUAUAUGCCGAUUAUUACAGAAAUACCUCCACCAAGAGGUUAUCAAUGGAAAGAAUCAAGUGAAUGGGUAUUAGAUACUACUGGUCCCUGGGUAGACACUUAUUUAGGAAUAGAAGUAAGGCUUUGAUAGCUAUAUGAUACUAAACUAUAUAUCAUAUAAUAACAAAUGUAUUAUUUUCUUUGAAUAGAUUAAUGUUAAACCUGACGACGAUGGAUGGAUAUAUAGUGAUGAUAAUUGGAAUAUAUCGAUACCACAAAUAGAGCCUGUAGAUUUUGAUGAAGGAGAACAACGUAAAGAAACUUUAACAAGAAGAAGACGAUGGAUUAGACAAUGUGAAAAAAUAGCUUAUUAAUUUCAUAAAUAAAUAAAUAGAUGACGCUUUAUUUCAUG
Molecule: messenger RNA, 1987 nt
Organism: Cokeromyces recurvatus
Lineage: Eukaryota; Fungi; Mucoromycota; Mucoromycetes; Mucorales; Mucoraceae
Product: integral peroxisomal membrane peroxin-domain-containing protein
Exons: 6
Coding region: 188-1723 (511 amino acids)
Biological process (GO): peroxisome organization
Cellular component (GO): peroxisomal membrane
Source: RefSeq, a predicted model, not a curated record